AUGGAGGAUAAUGUUAAACCAAAUCUCCUGCCUCACCACGAGCAACAAUCAUUGUGCACCACCCGUCUACCUUACAGACAAGGAAGGAAAUUAACUGCUGUUAAGGUUUAUUCAAUAACAAAAGAAUCAAAUCAUCUCCUGAUCUUCGGUGUACCGUCACUGAAUCUUCGUCAAGAAAUAAAAUCCUUAUUCAUCAAGUUCGGUAAACUCUUAAAGUUUAACAUCACCGAACACAAUGCUGAACCUUUUACAGAGACUUACCAUGCUCAAUAUGAGAGAAUACAGUCAGCUAGAAUCGCCAAAAGGAUGUUGGACACAAAAAACUUCUAUGGCGGUGUCUUACAUGUAUGUUAUGCUCCAGAAUUAGAAAAUGUUGUUGAAACAAAACAGAAACUGAUUCAACGACAGCGAGAUGUUAUAUUUAGACUCAGAAAUCUUCAAAAGGAUACUGAAAAACAGCGCACGGAACAGCUAACUACCAAUACAAUGGUUAAUCAAGAAAAAGUUAUGCCGGUAAAACUAGACAUGGGAAAAAUUAAUAUAAUUAAGUUAAAUGACACUAUCGGACCACAUAGAAGAAGUAAAAAGAGAAAAAUUAAUCAUGGAAAAGAGUUUAAACAGAGUUUGGAACAGAAUACUAAAGCAAUAGAUGAUAGUAUUAAAAAAGACCAUAGCUAUAAGGAAAUGAGUUUGCAAGCACCAAAAGAUAUCGAAAUAGUAGAUUGCACAUCAGCAGAUUCUUCCGUGAUCACAAAUAUUAAUGAACAUUUAAAUUAUAAUAAAUUUGGCAAUGAAAUUAUAAGAAAGGUACCAAUAAAACCAGAAACCAAAAUACAAUUUUACAUAAAUAAAAAGUCGUAG
This is a messenger RNA of Danaus chrysippus (African queen), 861 nucleotides long. NCBI's taxonomy places the organism in Eukaryota, Metazoa, Arthropoda, Insecta, Lepidoptera, Nymphalidae. The record is from the annotation of a GenBank genome assembly.